AUGUCAGAAAAGCUGGGUGGUUAUCCAGAAAAGUUAUUGUGUCCAUGCAAAGUUUGUCGAAACUUAAGUCACCAAUGUAUUAACAUUUUGUAUGAACACUUAGUCAUUUAUGGGAUUGAUCCAACAUACAAAAUCUGGUUUCAUCAUGGGGAAGAAUUAUCAAGAGAUGAUGAUGUAGAGACAAUGGAAACCUUUGAUUCUUACAACUUGUUUAGGGCUACAAAUAUUGAUGGUUGCGAUUUUGAAAGUCAUCUAGAAGGUCAUGAUGACACUUUUAUGGAAAAAAUAGAAGAUGCAGACACUCCAUUAUAUCCACAAUGCACUAAAUAUACUAAGUUAUCGUCAAUUGUUGCAUUGUAUAAGCUUAAAACUACCAAUGGAUGGUGUAACAAAAGUUUUGAUGAAUUGUUAAGACUUUUGAAUGAUAUGCUUCCUUUAGAUAAUAUGAUCCCCAAGUCUAUGUACGAGGUUCGAAAAUUUCUUCGAUUAUUUGACUUAGGAUAUGAAAAGAUUCAUGCGUGUGUUAAUGAUUGUUGUUUGUUUAGAAAAGAUAAAGAAAACUUGCAAGAAUGUCCAACAUGUGGAACUUCACGUUGGAUGUCAGAUAAGCUGACUAAAAAGGUUCGACAUGGUGUCCCAGCAAAAUUUUUAAGUUGUCCCCUAUGUGGUUAUGGUACUCAUUCAGAGUGGCUAAAACAUAGUGGGAAGUUUUCAUAUCGAGGUCAUCGGAAAUUUCUUAAAGAAGACCAUCCAUUUCGGAGUAAAAGAAGUUGGUUUGAUGGAGAAGAAGAGCAUGGAAAUCUGCCAAGAAUCAUGAAUGGGACUACAAUUGCUGAACACUUUAAAGAUUUUGUGAAUGAAUUGUAUGUUCAUCACAAUUUGGAUGUGAUGCACAUAGAGAAAAAUGUUUGUGAAAGCAUGUGUAAUACAUUGCUAGAUGUUGCUGAAAAAAGUAAAGAUGGACUAAAAGCUCGCUUGGAUUUGCAACAUAUGGGUAUUAGGAGUGCAUUACACCCACAAGAGAAGGGGACUAGAACCUAUCUUCCUGCAGCUUUACAUACACUAUCAAAGCUUGAGAAAGAAUUAUUUUGUAAAAGGAUGUUCUCAUUGAAAGUACCUGAUGGAUAUAGCUCAAAUAUUCGAAAUUGUGUUUCAAUUUUACGUGAACAUUCUAUUAAUGAUGAGAAAGUGAUUAAUAGACACAUGAAGUUAUUGAAAGAUUAUGUCAGAAAUCGAGCAAGGCCUGAAGGUUGUAUUGCAGAGUGUUAUCUUGUAGAUGAGUGUGUGAGCUUUUGUAAUGAAUUCACUGACCAUUCAAUUGAACUAAACAUAAAAGAAGGUCGAAAUGAAGAGUGA
Humulus lupulus (European hop) is the source of this 1356-nucleotide messenger RNA. RefSeq lists its product as uncharacterized. Bases 1 to 1356 code for a protein of 451 amino acids. The record is from RefSeq and is a predicted model, not a curated record. The transcript is spliced from 4 exons. NCBI's taxonomy places the organism in Eukaryota, Viridiplantae, Streptophyta, Magnoliopsida, Rosales, Cannabaceae.